This is a messenger RNA of Nicotiana tabacum (common tobacco), 947 nucleotides long. NCBI's taxonomy places the organism in Eukaryota, Viridiplantae, Streptophyta, Magnoliopsida, Solanales, Solanaceae. The record is from RefSeq and is a predicted model, not a curated record.
AUAUCUUCCAGGUGGGGCUUUGACAAAUUCCCUAAAGAGACGCCUCUUGUUUUUUAUAAGGCAGGGCAACCGAUUCAACCUCCCUUAGAGAUGUUUGAUGGGCUUAAGAUUGUUCUCGAGAAUAUGAUUGCCUACAUAGAAAAAGAAUUACCAGAGAAAACACGUAAAUUUUGGCGCUUGCAAUCGCCAAGACACUUUCACGGGGGUGAUUGGAAUCAAAAUGGUAGUUGCACAUUGGACGAACCCCUUGAUGAACUUCAGCUUGACCUGUGGUUUGAUCCCAGAUAUGAUGGGGUUAACAAAGAAGCAAGGCGACUAAAUCAUCUCAUCGAAGAGGUUCUACAAGGCUCAAAUAUCAGAAUCCUCGAUCUGACUCACUUGAGCGAGUUCAGGGCAGAUGCCCAUCCUGCAAUUUGGUUGGGGAAAAAGGACGCUGUGGCUGUCUGGGGUCAGGACUGUAUGCACUGGUGCCUUCCUGGUGUUCCAGAUACAUGGGUUGAUAUUCUGGCCCAGCUCAUCAAUCAUUAUAUUUUGGAGACAGGGUAAUCAUUGAUUCGUUGUGGAUGGUUGCAAAGGUUUCUUGAAUUAUUUGCAGCUGAGCUCAUAAUAGAUCAAAGAAUCCGGGCUCAUAUUUUUGACACCUAUUACAAACUUGCUGAUCUGAAGGAGGUGGUAGAACCAGUUCACUAAUUUCUGUUCAUUUAUAUUCUUUCUAGCACCUUUGAUGCUGUAUAGCCUUGUUCAUGUUCUUUGGUUUGCGAUGGUUUUCUUGCGAGGAAAAAUGGAGGCAGCAGAUGAUUGAUUGUAAACAAAAAGGCCUAGAGUUCAUACUCUAUGAAUUAUUAUUUGUCCUUUCACAUUAUACCUCAGGAGGAUUUGUUCCCCAUUUUGAAACUUUGUAGAACAUGUAUCAUCAUUUUUAUAAAUAGUUUUCUUCUUUGUUUCCA